AGCCCUAAGUAGUCGCUAGGUGGAAUCACUACAGCUGUGGCACUUCCUGGUCAGCAGUGACUUCCAUUAGAAAUAUUCGUUCCCGAAUGUUCCACUCGUUAACUAUCAGACUAUACGUCCUCGGGUUUUAAUAUCAUUUACCGCUACAACACAAAGAGGAUUCCUUGUCGUUUAAGUCAGCAAACGUUGGUUAGUUGCUGAGCUAACGUCAACGUUUGCUGUGUCGGCGCCAUGUCCGCCUCUGCCGGAUGCUCCCCGGCGGGCCACGGCUCGGCCCUCAGCCCGGGGAUGUCGGUGUUCCGCUGGCUGGAGGUGCUGGAGAAGGAGUUCGACAAGGCCUUCGUGGACGUGGACCUGCUGCUCGGGGAAAUAGACCCGGACCAAGUGGACAUUACGUACGAGGGCAGGCAGAAGAUGACCAGCCUGAGCUCCUGCUUCGCUCAGCUGUGCCACAAAGCCCAGACUGUUUUCCAACUGAACCACAAACUGGAGGCCCAGCUCGUAGACCUACGCUCUGAGCUGACUGAGGCUAAAGCGGAGCGGGUGGUGGUGGAGAGAGAAGUCCAUGACCAACUUCUGCAGCUUCACGCUCUCCAGCUGCAGCUCCAUGCCAAGCAAGGUCAAGCUCCAGAGUCUGACUCCAUCAAACAUCGACUGCCUGCCUGUACAUUGGAACAGAUGGAACAGGAGCUUGAGGCCAGCAAGAAGGAGAAAUUGUCUGAAGCGAGACUAGAGGCUGACGUUAGACUGUACAAGAAAGAAAAUGAGGCUCUUCGCCGUCACAUGGCUGUACUUCAGGCUGAAGUGUACGGCGCUCGACUCGCUGCCAAGUACUUGGACAAGGAACUGGCUGGCAGGGUGCAACAGAUCCAGUUACUGGGCCGUGAUAUGAAAGGGCCGGCACACGACAAGUUGUGGAACCAAUUGGAAGCUGAGAUCCACCUUCACCGCCACAAAACUGUCAUCCGAGCAUGCAGGGGGCGCAAUGAUCCAAAGAAACCACUUCCCUCGCCUGUUGGACAUGACACAGACAUGCUGAAGAAAAGUCAAGGAGUGGGUCCUAUCAGGAAGGUGUCCCUAGUCAAAGAGGACCAUGAAGGUCUGGGGAUCUCCAUCACGGGGGGAAAGGAGCACGGUGUUCCUAUUCUCAUCUCCGAGAUCCACCCAGGCCAGCCUGCUGACAGAUGUGGUGGUUUGCAUGUUGGAGACGCCGUCUUGGCGGUUAACAGCAUUAACCUGAGAGACGCCAAACACAAGGAGGCUGUCACCAUUCUCUCCCAGCAGUCGGGGCAGAUCGAGUUCGAAGUGGUGUACGUGGCUCCAGAGGUCGACAGCGAUGACGAGAACGUGGAGUAUGAAGAUGACAACGGCCAUCGCUACAGACUCUACCUGGAUGAGCUGGAGGAGAACGACAAUGGGCCGCCUAAUGGUGGCUCAGCAUCGUUACAAGCUGCUCUGGAGAAGAUGUCAGUGAACAAGAGUGCGGAGAACGGCGAUGCAGGACUCUGCAGCGAGACGCCAUCAGAGGAGACUCCCUCCAUGCCUCCCGACGCUCAGACCUCCUCGUAGAAGACGACCGGCUGGGUGGAACUUGGUCAUCCUCCUCCUCCUCCUGCUGGUCACUUACUGGUGACCACAAAGUGGGCGUAACAGUCGGCAAUGUUGUUCCUCAGCUCCUCAACGCCUUUCCUCAGCUGGCCGACCUCGGUCACUUUCAACGUCGCUUCCUCCUGCACGUCCACGCUCUUGCUGUCCUCUGCAGGAACGUUGAAGGCUACGCACGCACGCACGCACGCACGCACGCACGCACGCACGCACACACACACACACACACACACAGACAGUUAAAAUGGAGGCAUAAUGCCUAGUUUUUUUUCUUCCUGACCAAGUGAGUGAAAACUGCCAGUUGUGAGCAUACUUGCCAACAUGGAGACCUCCGAAUUCAGGAGGAGGCGGCGGCGUUGUUGGUGUGUGUGUGUGUGUGGGGGGGGGGUUAUAUUGUAGCUCCCACUAAGAACGAGCCAAUUUUUAUAUGUUAGAAUGCAAAAAGAAAAACAACAACCUUUAUCUUCUUCUCUCUCAUAAUUAGAGACGUCAUAUAAUGGCUUUUUUGCCAAUAUCCAGUAUUGUCCAACUCUUACCGAUACCAAUAUAUACAGUCGUAGCAUUAACACAUUAUUAUGCCUAAUUUUGUUUAACAUGCUUCAAAACAGCAGCUUGGAAUUUGGGACAUGCUCUGCCUGAGAGAGCAUGAGGAGGUUGAGGUGGGUUGUAGCAGGGGGUGUAUGUGGUAGCGUCCCGGAAGAGUUAGUGCUGCAAGGGGUUCUGGGUAUUUGUUCUGUUGUGUUACGGUGUGGAUGUACACAUGAAAUGUGUUUGUCAUUCUUGUUUGGUGUGGGUUCACAGUGUGACGCAUAUUUGUAACAGUGUUAAAGUUGUUUAUACAGCCACCCUAAAGUGUGACCUGUAUGGCUGUUGACCAAGUAUGCCUUGCAUUCACUUGUGUGUGUGAAAAGCCGUAGAUAUCAUGUGAUUGGGCUGGCACGCAAAGGCAGUGCCUGUAAGGUUUAAUACAUAUAUAUAUAUAUAUAUAUAUAUAUAUAUAUAUAUAUUAAUAUAAAGAUCCCAAGUCCGUGUACAACUCUGUACAGCGGCGUUUUUAAAAGUCAUAAAUUUUAAGUUUUUGAAACAGAUACCGAUAAUUUCCGAUGUCACGUUUUAAAGCAUUAUUCGGCUGAUUAUAUCGGCAGUCUGAUAUUAUCGGACAUCUCUAGUUAGAAUAAUACAUGAAAGAUACAUACAGUGAUUACAAAUAUUUGGAGGCAGCCACCACAGUUGACAGACUUCACACAAAAGUCAUAAUUUCUUUCAAAAUGAGGGUAAUAAGUUGCGCCUUUGGUUGCGUGUUCGAGUGCUUACUGGUCGCUAAGCACAUCAUGGAUGUAAAUAAAUAAAUACAUGGGUUGUACUUGUAUAGCGCUUUUCUACCUUCAAGGUAAGCGCUUUGACACUACUUCCACAUUCACACACACAUUCACACACUGAUGGAGGGAGCUGCCAUGCAAGGCGCUAACCAGCACCCAUCAGGAGCAAGGGUGAAGUGUCUUGCUCAGGACACAACGAACGUGACGAGGUUGGUUCUAGGUGGGGAUGGAACCAGGGACCCUCGGGUUGCACACGGCCACUCUUUCACUGUGCCAUGCCGUCCCGUAGCAUCAAAUAUGGCUACAGAAUUAUACUUUCACUAAAUAAAAGCAUGUUUUAUUGUAAGUUUAUGAGCUGGUUUGUUUAGAACUAUAUAUGUUAUUUUGGUUUAUUUCUUUAGAAAAAUCUAAUGUGGUGGUAAUAAAAUGAAGUAGAUUGGAAGACAAUUGCAGAUUUGAGACACUAGAUGGCAGUAUUGUAUAAACUAUUGAACACACCUUGGAAAGCAACUCAUUAAACCCGCUGCAUGUCUGCAUCAAAACUAAAGACGACGUUCUGUUAAAUAGUUGAUAUUGCAGUUUCUCUUCUCACUCCAUGCAGAGAAUCCACAACAAGUAAGAAAGACGGCGCAAUGACACUUUCGUUGGGACUAGCGUGUGUGUGUGUGGUUCUUUAAACUGGCAAGUUUGUCGGGUUGUGUCCUGCAGAAAUAAGAACAAAGCCACCAAAUUGUCAGAAAUCUAUGGCCUCUUAGCAGGCCCAUUGUCGGGUAACCUAGGCGACAAAGUCACUUGCUUAGUGGCCUAGUGGUCAAAGUGUCCACCCUGACCACGGUAGGUUGUGAGUUCAAACCCCGGCCGAGUCAUACCAAAGAAUAUAGAAAUGGGACCCAUUACCUCCCUGCUUGGCACUCAGCAUCAAGGGUUGGAAUUGGGGGUUAAAUCACCAAAAAUGAUUCCCGGGCGCGGCCUCAGCUGCUGCUCACUGCUCCCCUCACCUCCCAGGGGGUGAAUAAGGGGAUGGGUCUAAUGCAGAGGACACAUUUCACCACACCAAGUGUGUGUGUGUGUGUGACAAUCAUUGGUACUUUAACUUUAACUUAAAGUGAAAGGUGUUACCCCUGGUUAUUAUGCAGGUUACAGGAAGUUAAAUGAAGUAUUGUUGACGGUUUUUGAAUGGAUUUUUAAAGUGAUUUAAAGGUAGAUUUGAUUGCUCCCAUUACUUGGUCACUGAGAACGAGACGAUUUUUAAUAUGUUAGAAUACAAAAAGUAAAAAAGAAACCCUUUGUCUUCUUGUCUCUCAUAAUUAAGGAUGUCCAAUAAUGGCUUUUUUGCCGAUAUCCGAUAUUGUCAACUCUUACCGAUACCGACAACAACCGAUACCGAUAUAUACCCUCGUGGAAUUAACACAUUAUUAUGCAUAAUUUUGUUGUGAUGCCCUGCUGGAUGCAUUAAACCAGUGGUCCACAACCUUUUUGUAGCUUUUGUCCCACGGAUCAGGGUUUUUAUUUUUAUUUUUAUUUUUUUUUUUUUUUCAUAAAGAAAUACAAUCGUGUGCUUGUGGACUGUAUCCCUGCAGACUGGAUUGAUCUAUAUUGAUAUAUAAUGUAUAUAUUGUAUUUUUUUAUGUUGAUUUAAUAAUAAUAAAAAAAUAAGAAUUUUA
Messenger RNA from Nerophis ophidion (straightnose pipefish), 4588 nucleotides. It is a transcript of the gene gopc, whose product is annotated as golgi-associated PDZ and coiled-coil motif containing. The record is from RefSeq and is a predicted model, not a curated record. The transcript is spliced from 10 exons. NCBI's taxonomy places the organism in Eukaryota, Metazoa, Chordata, Actinopteri, Syngnathiformes, Syngnathidae. Gene Ontology annotation, cellular component: membrane; trans-Golgi network transport vesicle; Golgi apparatus. Gene Ontology annotation, biological process: negative regulation of protein localization to cell surface. Gene Ontology annotation, molecular function: transmembrane transporter binding. The coding region runs from base 232 to 1569 and encodes 445 amino acids.